Molecule: messenger RNA, 1022 nt
Organism: Pseudomyrmex gracilis
Lineage: Eukaryota; Metazoa; Arthropoda; Insecta; Hymenoptera; Formicidae
Product: calcyclin-binding protein
Exons: 2
Coding region: 215-898 (227 amino acids)
Biological process (GO): heart development
Cellular component (GO): nucleus
Molecular function (GO): S100 protein binding; ubiquitin protein ligase binding; tubulin binding
Source: RefSeq, a predicted model, not a curated record
AUAUGAACAAUGAACACAUUGAACACCAAACCAAACCAGAAGAUUCUGGAGAAUUCGUUAUCGCGUUUUGGUACAGUGCGGUGCAUGCUGUCAGUCAGAUAGCUCUGGUACUAAGUCGAGGACGGGCGUUGAAUAUUGUAUCAGUUUGUGUGAAACUUUUGUGUUACAUUUGUAACAUCUGCAAGAACAGUCAACGAACUAAAACUCAUUGACAAUGUCGACGAAGGUUGAAGAAGUAAGAUUGGACAUUGAAGAACUCAGCAGUUUGCUCGAACAGGCUCGUAGACAACGAAUCAAAGAUGUAUUAACACUUGAACUUAGAAGGCUACAGACAGAAUUAGCCAAAAUACUUGAAGAGAACAAGGAUGCAUCAAUUAAACCAACAAACCCAUCCCUCAACACUAAUAAGAAGUGCUAUGAAGUGAAAUUAAACAAUUAUGGAUGGGAUCAGACUCACACAGCAGUGAAGAUCUAUAUAACGCUGAAGGAUGUUCAUCAAUUACCUAAAGAAGCCAUCACUUGCGAUUUUUCAGAAAAAACAUUAAAUCUACAUGUAUUUGGACUGGAUAACAGAAAUUAUCAUUUGCCGAUUAACAAUUUAUGUGCUGAAAUUGACACCGAAAAGAGCAAUUUCAAGGUAAAGACUGACAUGAUUGUUGUGUCGCUUGUAAAAAAAGUGGCCAAGGAUUGGUCGCAUGUUACAUCGGUAGAGAAAAGAAUCAAGGAAGCAAAAUCACCAUCUAUGCCUGAUAUGGGUGAAGAAAGCGAUCCUGGCGCAAGCUUGAUGAAUCUAAUGAAAAAAAUGUAUCAAGACGGCGAUGAUGAGAUGAAGAAGACAAUAGCCAAGGCAUGGACUGAGAGUCAAGAGAAACAAAGGAGCGGCGUAAUGGAUUUCUAAUUCCGGUAUUAAUUUAAAUUUAAUUAAGUAAAUGUAUACCCCUCUACUACCUAUAUGUAUUUUGUUUUUGUAUUUAGUACGUUAAGUUUGUAAUAAAUAAAAAACUAAAUAAAUUACGUCACUA